Messenger RNA from Linum trigynum, 297 nucleotides. Lineage: Eukaryota; Viridiplantae; Streptophyta; Magnoliopsida; Malpighiales; Linaceae. The record is from the annotation of a GenBank genome assembly.
AUGUCGCGUCGGACGUCGCACACAAAGACCACGACCCUUUUCAUGGACAUUCUGCUCCUCCAUGACCUGCUCGUCGUCUGCCUCACUUCCCUGCUGCUCUUCCCCAUGUUCCUUGCUUGGCAAACCAUCAUGCACGUCCGUUGCAUGCAUCCCAUGCAACGCAUCAUCGUCAUCGACGUGUUCCGUGAGGUGCUGGUUGGGACACAUGUCCACCGAACGUGGUAUCCCAUCGCCACCAUUAUCAUCCAUGCUAGCCUUGUAAGGCAAGCUAUCCUCCACAAAAUGACAGUCACGUGA